This is a messenger RNA of Mustela lutreola (European mink), 3447 nucleotides long. RefSeq names its product zinc finger protein 599 (gene ZNF599). The coding region runs from base 391 to 2154 and encodes 587 amino acids. The record is from RefSeq and is a predicted model, not a curated record. The transcript is spliced from 4 exons. Gene Ontology annotation, molecular function: RNA polymerase II cis-regulatory region sequence-specific DNA binding; DNA-binding transcription factor activity, RNA polymerase II-specific. Gene Ontology annotation, biological process: regulation of transcription by RNA polymerase II. NCBI's taxonomy places the organism in Eukaryota, Metazoa, Chordata, Mammalia, Carnivora, Mustelidae.
GCGGGACUUGUAGCUGCGGCUGCUUUAGGACGUCAUUUGGCUGUAGCGAUGUUUGUGUGGAUCCGCGCCUCUAGGUUGAACGCUGUGGAGAGGCCGCUCCCAGAAGGGUCUUCCAGACUGAGCGAAGGACAGUGAGGAGGAUAGGACCUAAAUCCACGGUUUUAUAUGAGCUCGACAGACCCUGUCACGGGGCUGUCCCUCUAGCCUGUCCGGCGCCUCGGCACUAGCCCUUCGUUCCCGAGGCACUCUCUGGGGACCCUGUUGAGGCUUUACACAGCGGACACCGAGGUCCCUGGUCACCCGGCCCAGGGCUGGGGUGAGGGGUCGGCUGGGCCCGCUGGACGCGGUAGAGUCGCUGUUUCUCGCGGUCUCGCUCGGUCCGUGGGCCUCAUGGCGGCGCCGGCGCUGGCUUUGGUGUCCUUCCAAGACGUGGCCGUGACCUUCACUGGGGAGGAAUGGAGACAUCUGGACCUGGCCCAGAGGACCUUAUACCGGGAGGUGAUGUUGGAGACAUGUGGGCUCUUGGUCUCACUGGGGCAUCCUGUUCCCAAAGCAGAGCUGAUCUCCCUGGUGGAGCAGGGGCAGGAACUGUGGACAGUGAUGAGAGGCCUCUCCAAAAGCACGUAUACAGGUGAAAAAGCAAAACCUGAGACCACAGAGCUUACUGCUUCUCAGCUUGCCUUCACUGAGGAAGCCCCCUUUGAGGAACAAGUGACCCAGGGAGUCUCAAGGGAUUCCAGGUUGGGGCAAGCAAGGGAUCAGGAGAAGCUAUCAGAAGUGCAGGAAGCGAACUUGAGGCCAGGUGCGGACCCCCACAAGGAGACAUGCCCUAGGAAGCUGACCCAUAAACGUGAUGAUUUGGAGACCGGUGAUCGUUUGGGUUUCACGGUUUUGCAGGAGCGCGUCACUACACAAGGUGAUCUACGUGAACCCGAGCAAGGACCAGGCAAAGACCCUGUGAUAGAGGCAAGGAAUAGCCUGUAUAAAUGCAAAGAAUGUGGGAAAAGGUUUAGCAAGAACUGGGCUCUUGUUCGGCAUCAGCAGAUUCAUGCCGGAGUGAAGCCCUUUAAAUGCAGUGAAUGUGGGAAAGCCUGUCGUUAUAUGGCAGACUUCAUUCGACACAUGAGGUUUCAUACUGGGGAAAAACCAUACAAGUGUGUUGAGUGUGGGAAGGCGUUCAAACGCAGGUCUCACCUCACAGAACACCAGCGCAUUCACACUGGAGAUAAGCCCUAUGAGUGCAAAGAAUGUGGUAAAACUUUCACCCACCGCUCUUCUUUUAACCAACAUAAUAUGACCCACACUAGGGAAAAGCCCUUUUUGUGCAAAGAAUGUGGAAAAGCUUUUUACUACAGCUCUUCCUUUGCUCAACACAUGAGGAUUCACACCGGAAAGAAACUCUAUGAGUGCAGUGAAUGUGGAAAGGCCUUCACUCACCGCUCCACUUUUAUCCAGCACAAUAUGACCCACACCGGAGAAAAGCCCUUCUUGUGCAAAGAAUGUGGAAAAGCCUUUUGCCUCAGCUCAUCCUUCACUCAGCACAUGAGGAUUCACACUGGAGAGAAACCCUACGAGUGCGACGACUGUGGAAAGGCCUUCACUCACCGCUCUACUUUUAUCCGGCACAAGAGGACUCAUACCGGAGAGAAGCCCUUUGAAUGCAAGGAAUGUGGGAAAACCUUCUGCGACAGCUCUUCCUUAAUCCAACACAUGAGGAUUCACACUGGCGAGAGGCCCUAUAAGUGCAGUGAUUGUGGAAAAGCCUUUACACACCACUCUGUUUUUAUCCGACAUCAUAGGACCCACAGUGGGGAAAAACCCUUGGAGUGUAAAGAAUGUGCAAAAGCCUUUUACUACAGCUCUUCCUUUACUCGACACAUGAGGAUCCACACUGGCGAGAAGCCCUACGUAUGCAGAGAAUGCGGGAAGGCCUUUACCCAACCUGCAAAUUUUGUUCGUCAUAAUAGGAUCCACACUGGAGAAAAACCAUAUGAGUGCAAACACUGUAAGAAGGCUUUUUGUGACAACUUUGCUUUAACUCAGCACAUGAGAACUCACACUGGAGAGAAACCCUUUGAAUGUGGUGAAUGUGGAAAAACCUUCAGCCACAGUUCCUCCUUCACUCACCAUCGAAAAAUUCAUACCAGAGUUUAAAGGUUGUUUACAUCAGUCAAUUUUAGUGAACACCUACUGGUGAAAUACCUUUUCUUUUGAAUGUAACCAUUCAGGAAAAACCUUUUGGCGGGUGAAAUAUCUUGCUCAUUAUCUGAGAAUUCAUACUGAGGAGAAACAUAAUUGCCAUCCGUGUGAAAGCUUUUUGUGGCAGGUCAUCUCAAGGGUCAUAUUAGAAAUUGACCCAGCCUAGACCCUUACACUACCCUCGAGAGUCAUCCAUGAGUGAGACCCAGUGGUUUUGCAUUUAGGAAAUAUGUCUGCAAGAAUUCUUCCUAUAUUUGGGGCACCUGGGUAGCUCAGUGGGUUAAAGCCUCUGCCUUUGGCUCAGGUCAUGAUCCCAGGGUCCUGGGAUCGAGCCCCACAUCGGGCUCUCUGCUCAACGGGGAGCCUGCUUUCUCCUCUCUCUCUGCCUGCUUAAAAAAAAAGAAUUCUUCCUAUAUUUAUACUAUAAAACCACCUCAAGGGUGUUUUAAAAGUACAAUGAGAGGUAGAGGAAGAGAUAUAGAAGAGAAAGGGAAAAGAAAAGAAUGUACGGCUUCUUUCCAAUUUCCCUGCCAAGCUUGUGAUAAUUUGUCAUUGGGGUUGGGGUGGGGAAUGGUGUAGGUAUGAGAGAUAGAAAGACCUCAUUCCCUCUGUGUGUGUGUGUGUGUGUGUGUGUGUGUGUUUUAAGAUUUAUUUAUUUGGGAGAGAGCGAGAGAGAACAUGGAUGGGGGAGAGGGAGAAGCAGGCUCCCUGCUGAGCAGGGGGUCUGAUGUGGGCGUCAAUCCCAGGACCCCAGGAUCAUGACCUGAGCUGAAGGCAGAUGCUUAACUGACUGAGCCACCGGGCAUCCCUGUGUAUUUUUUAUAUAUCUAUCAUCAGGAGAACUGGAACAUUGAAGGCAGCUCUGCUGUCAACAUUUCUUGAAAAUAUUCCUUAUUCUAAAACAUUGUCAUUUUUACCCUUGAGGAACAUAAAUGUUGGUGAGAGAUUUAGAGGCCCAAGUCAUGAAAUACUUAACACACAUACACACACUCGUAUAUUUAGUCAAUUCUUGUUAUUCAUUGUAGUUGUGUUCUAUACAUCCAUCACAAACACUGAAUUAAUACUGAACCAUUGCUCCUAAGGGAAAUGCAGACAUGUUCAUCUGAGCCUCUGUUUACAUUUUCAUCAACCAAACAAUGCAUAACCUGUCAUGGAUUUUUUUUUUUCUAUUUAAAGGCACCUGAAUUGAAUAUAUGUUUCUCAGAAAUAAAUUAUUUGCAGUAUUAUAAUAAAAAUAUUUCAAUUACA